Stylonychia lemnae is the source of this 2487-nucleotide messenger RNA. The record is from the annotation of a GenBank genome assembly. NCBI's taxonomy places the organism in Eukaryota, Ciliophora, Spirotrichea, Sporadotrichida, Oxytrichidae.
AUGGGAGCUUCAUGCACUUCAUUGAAUUGUAAAAGCCAAAAGUAUAAAAAGCAAUUAAAACCGACUAUAAUAAAAAGACCUCCUCACAAAGAUCUCUCUAUAGAUGAAGAUUCUGAACCUGUAGACUAAAGAAUGAUUGUUCCACCAGACUAAGAAGAGAGUAGAACUGGAGUGUAUUUUUAAUACGAUGAAUUAAUAAAAUCUCUUCCCCCUAGUUUGUAACGAAAUUCUGUUAAAAAUAGUCGCCUUGAAAAAUGGCAAAAAAUGAUCACUUAUGGCCUCGAUCCUGAAUUAGUUAAUAAGGUAAUAGAAAAAAAGAAUAAAACUGCCUAUGACAAGAUUGUAUUCUCAAAGCAUGCUAAAAUUGGACUUAACAAGUUUUAUGAAGCUAAUCCAAAAUUAUUUCUUGCUAGAUUGUGCAAGGGACCUCCUACUCAAUAUAGAUGGCUCGCUUGGAGAUAGAUCACACUAAGAAGAUUAAAACCUGCAAAAGGAGUAUAUGAAGAGCUUUUGACUAAAGGCAAGGAUAGCAUUUGGUUACAUGAUAUUAUGAAGGAUCUGGACAGGACAUUUCCAUUGCUUCCAUUUUUUGAUAAGGAUUAAUAUGGAACAAUUGGAUAAAAGGCUUUAAUGAAUAUAUUGUAAGCUUAUUCAAUCUACAAUGAAAAAGUGGGUUAUUGCCAAAGUAUGAACUUUUUGGUAGGAUUCAUUAUGCUAAUGAAUGGUGGUAAUGAAAAAGAAUCAUUUUGGUUCUUUUGUACUUUAAGUUAGACUUACAAAACUGAUUCUGACUAUCCAAAAAUAGAAGGAAUCAGAGGUUUCUAUAAAAAGGAAUUUCCACUACUUCAGCAGUACUUUUAUUAAUUUGAUCAGAUAUUUUAAUUUGAACUACCAGAGCUACAUUAACAUUUUUCAGAAAUUUCAAUUCCUAACUUACUUUGGUUGUAGAAAUGGUUUUAAUCUUUAUUCCUUUAUAGUUUUCCUCUUGGACUUUGCAUCAGAAUUUGGGAUAAUCUACUGGUAUUUGGUACAAGAUACAUGUUCUAAGUUUGUAUUGCAAUACUCAGACUAAUUCAUGACGAUUUGAUGUAACUUGACAUCUAAGGUGUAAAUGAUUAUUUCAAGUCUUUUAAGGAUGAAGAUUAAGGAAGUAAUAAAUUACUUCCUACAAUAGAAACAAUUAUUGAUGAGAGCUACAGAGUGAAAAUAGAUUAAAAAUGGUUAGAUGAACUUAAAGAUUAAUAUAAAGCACUCUAGACACCAAAGCAAAACAGAGAAAGUGAAAGAGUAGGUUUAGGGGUUGUAAGACAAUAAGCACAAGAAAAUUUUGAAAGAGAAUAACAAGUUGAAAUACUUUAGUAAAUAGAAAAAGAAUAUUCUUAGAAAUAGCUUUAAGAAGAGGAAAAGAUAAAAAUGGAAGAUAUAUAAAAUGAAAGUGUUGAUUAAUAGGAAGAUCAGUAAGCUCAAAGUUCUCAUCAUUAAGUCGGUGGUAGUUCAAGUGGUGCUUUUAAUGCAGAUCUUUCCGGUGUCUAAGAUAAAAAAUUCCAUCCUUAAAUCAUAAAUUAUGAAGAAUAAAGUAGAAAAUCAAUGAAAGUUCGAGUACAUAGUACAAGAAACUUGGACUAAAGAACAGAGAACAUGUCUAUUCAUUAAUCAAUGAAGUAGAUUAUUGACGAUAUCAAACUACCUCCUAUUCAUUAGAACAGAAACUAUAUGAUAUUUGGUGCUCAGUAAAGAGAAUUAUUUGACAAAUCUCUAACUAAUAAAAACUCCAGCGAUAAUUUCUCAAUUACUUAAUCUAUUCAUGAAGCUGAAAGUGAGAAAUUUAGAAGAGAUAUUAUUAGAGCUUCAUCUUCCUCUACUCAUAUUCAUCAACUUAAUUUAUCAAAUUCUGGUUCAAAUCUUCCAGCGCUUGUUUAAUAGAGGAAAAUUAUUAAUUAUAAAGAGAAGGUUAAGAAUCCCAAAGUCACUUAAAAGAAUUAUAACAUCUAUCAAUAAGCUCACCAUCAUCUACUCUAAAGAUUGAAAGAAUAAAAAUAGCGUUAAAAUUCUGAUGAUAGAGUUAGAGAAGAAUCUUUAGAAGAUAUAGGAGAUGCCGAAGAUGACAAUUAAACCUUUAACUAAAGGAUAGAAACUUCUUAGAAUCAUCAUAAUAUAGAUGAAAGCAGUGAUAUGAUAAUGAUUGAGAGAUUGAAAUCUAUUCACAAUUAAAGAGAAUUCUAAUCUAUACAGUUGGAUGAUCAUCCACCAGUAUAAGUUGAGGAAAUAGAAUAGACUGAUUAAGAGGAAGAAGAUUAAGAUAGAGUAGGUAAUAUGAGCUAAAUGGGUGAUUAAGUAUCAUAGAGUUCAAUGCAUAGAGGAUAGGAGAGUGAUUGCCUAACAGACUCUAAUAAAAUGAAUAUAGCAGAGUUAUUGUAAAAGCGUCAGCAAGAUGGAGGAAUCAACUCUGACACAAUUAUACACUUUGUUAAUAAUCUUCCAAUAUGA